UAGUAGCCAAGUUUAAUUUUAUUUUCGAACUUGCAUCUGGAUUUGCAUAUAUCCAGAUCGAUUUUUCUGACCAAACUACUUUGGCAUAUGCCCAAAAGCGUGAAGGAAGAUGCUUAGCUAAAGUUAGUCCUAACACAUAUUUAUGGGCAUGUAAGAAAAAACAUCAAUGGGAGGCGUCAUAUAAAAAUAUGAAACAGAAUUACCGAUGGUGUAAUAUUUGCCUAAU
This is a messenger RNA of Racocetra fulgida, 226 nucleotides long. The record is from the annotation of a GenBank genome assembly. Lineage: Eukaryota; Fungi; Glomeromycota; Glomeromycetes; Diversisporales; Gigasporaceae.